AUGAGCCGAAUAACAGAAUGGCGCAAACUGCCCGUUGCACUCAAUGAACUCUGCCUAGCAACGACGCUGCGUUGCGGCCAAUCCUUUCGAUGGCGUCAAUGUGAAGACCAAACAUGGGCCUGCACACUGCGAGGCCGGAUUGUGCAACUGACCCAAGAUCCUUCCCACCUCCAAUACCGGUCUAUAUGGCCUGCCCCUUGUGAAGCACCUCUGACACCUCCCUCUUCUGUCCCACCCACCGUGGAUGAAAGGGGUGACUCCGACGACACCAAGGACCUCAUCCACCACUACCUGAAUCUGGGUCCCAACUUGAACAGCCUCUACGCGCAAUGGUCUGCGGCCGAUGCCAAUUUCAGAAAGAAAGCCCCAAAGUUUGCAGGGGUGAGGAUCUUACGGCAGGAUGCGUGGGAAGCUCUCAUUGGAUUCAUCUGCAGCAGUAAUAAUAACAUCAUAAGAAUAUCGCAAAUGGUGGACAAGCUGUGUACACAUUACGGUGCAUACAUUGGGACAUUGGAAGGCAGGGCAUAUCAUGAUUUCCCCGAACCGUCCGCUCUGACGGGUAAGAAUGUUGAGAGUCACCUAAGAGAGCUUGGGUUUGGGUAUCGAGCAAAAUACAUCUAUCAGACAGCAAGGAUGAUUGCUGGAGAACGAGAAGAAGGCUGGCUGGACAGUUUGCGCAACCCAGAGAGCCCAGCGUACCCAGACAAGGCUUCAUUUGGUGGUGAGAUGAAGCCCGAAGGCAGGGACGGGUAUCGAGAGGCGCACGCAAAGUUACUGGACUUGCAGGGCGUCGGACCCAAAGUGGCGGACUGCGUGUCGCUGAUGGGACUGGGCUGGGGAGAAGCGGUCCCCGUGGAUACCCAUGUUUGGCAAAUUGCGCAGCGGGACUAUAAAUUUGGCAAGGGCAAGCACAGCAGCUUAACCAAGGCGACAUAUGAUGCUGUGGCCAACCACUUUCGAAAGCUGUGGGGGAAAGAGGCCGGCUGGGCGCACAGCGUUCUGUUUACAGCGGACUUACGGACAUUCGCAGAGAGACUGACGAUCAAGGUGGAAACCAGCGUCCAAGAAGCCUCGGCUGUGAAGCAGGAAGAGCCGCAUUUGAAGAUUGUCGAGAAGAAGAUGAUUCGGCGAGCUGCGACCAAGCGAGAAGCCGAUUCGGAGACAGAGGACUCGAAAACGAUGGUGCAUCUUGAGGAGGUUUCUAUGACAAGUGGGGAGCGGGUGAAACGAAGAAAGCGCAAGUGA
This is a messenger RNA of Exophiala aquamarina CBS 119918, 1245 nucleotides long. RefSeq names its product N-glycosylase/DNA lyase. The record is from RefSeq and is a predicted model, not a curated record. Gene Ontology annotation, cellular component: nucleus. Gene Ontology annotation, molecular function: damaged DNA binding; 8-oxo-7,8-dihydroguanine DNA N-glycosylase activity. The transcript has a single exon. Lineage: Eukaryota; Fungi; Ascomycota; Eurotiomycetes; Chaetothyriales; Herpotrichiellaceae. The coding region runs from base 1 to 1245 and encodes 414 amino acids. Gene Ontology annotation, biological process: base-excision repair, AP site formation; base-excision repair; nucleotide-excision repair.